Messenger RNA from Arachis stenosperma, 4434 nucleotides. RefSeq lists its product as uncharacterized. Bases 1 to 4434 code for a protein of 1477 amino acids. Gene Ontology annotation, biological process: telomere maintenance; DNA repair. The record is from RefSeq and is a predicted model, not a curated record. Gene Ontology annotation, molecular function: DNA helicase activity. The transcript has 13 exons. NCBI's taxonomy places the organism in Eukaryota, Viridiplantae, Streptophyta, Magnoliopsida, Fabales, Fabaceae.
AUGGUAGGGACUUUGUCAUCAACAUUAUUAUCGGCUGACUGGAGUCAGCCAGUUGAUGAUAUGCAAUGCAACAAAGGGGUUCAGAUUAGCUCUAGCAAUACCAUUGGCAACUUUAGGUAUUUUACCGAGAAUAACAACCUACAAAACGAUGAGAUCUGGGAAAGCUUGGGAACAAAACCAUAUGUUCUAGCAGAUAUAACUAACACAGAUACUGCAAGACAUGCUAGGAUGGAACGAGCUAACAAGCUAGCCAAGAAAAAACAACGUGCAAUAGAACAUAUACCUCAAGCGGCAAAUUCAGCUAUAGAUUGUGUCAUCACAGGGAAUGUAACAGCUACUCUAGCAGAUUGCACACUCUAUCCAAGUAUUGUUAUGCAAACCAUGAAGAGGGAUGAAUACAGUAACUUAGAAAACAACCAAAAAUGGAUAUUGCUGCCAUCAAAUCUAGCAACACAAGACAAUUUAAGAAGUAUAGACAAUGCUAGGCAUGCUAGGAUGGAACGAGCGAACAAGCUAGCAAAGAAAAGACAACAUAUGGGAACGUCUUCCCCACAAGUUGAGUUGGUUAACAUUCAGAAGCAAAGGUUGAUUGUGAAUAAGGAAAACAACAUAUGUUCAAAUGAAAAUCAAGUGAAUUGUGCUCCCAGAAAUGGCCCAUUUAAGGAGCAGUCAAGGACUCGCAAAAUAGGAAUCACUGUCAUACAUCGACAAGAAAAUAACAAAGGUGGAAGGGCUUCAACAAGGGAUGCUAGAGUUGCCAGUUGUAAGGAGCAGGCAAGCAAGGAGUAUUUGCACAUGGGAGAUGCAAUGUAUAUAUGCGAACACUGCUAUGCCCUUUUUUGGUACGAUGAAAGGAUAAACAAAAGUUAUAACACAGACCAACCAAAAUUUACAAUGUGUUGUAAAGGAGGUCAAGUCCAACUGCCACACCUACCAGAAGCACCAAAAGUUUUGUAUGAGUUGUUGUUCAAUAAUAACCCCAAGAGCAAGCAUUUUCGUGAUAACAUCAGGUCAUAUAAUAGCAUGUUUCAAUUUACUUCAAUGGGUGCCAAAAUAGACCGCGGUAUAAAUACUUCUAGAGGUCCACCUACAUUCAUUCUUUGUGGCGAAAACUACCAUCUAAUAGGUAGCCUAAUUCCACCAGAAGGGAAUAAUGCGAAAUUCGCCCAAUUAUACAUAGUUGAUUCACAAGAUGAGGUGCACAACCGGAUGUCAGCUAUCAGGGGUGAAGAUAACAAAAACAUAGAUGAAGACAUUGUAAGAGAUCUUAAGAAGAUGCUAAAUGAAAAGAAUGUGUUGGUGAAGGCAUUCCGCAUGGUUAGGGAUUCAAUGGGCAAAGAAUCAAAUUCAACAAUUAAACUUAGACUAUUGGGAAAAAGGGGAAAGGAUGGUAGAAGAUAUAACUUACCAUCAACAGAUGAGGUUGCUGCAUUGAUUGUCGGUGAUUUUGACAUUGACAAGACAGACAGAGACAUUGUUGUGGAGACACAGAGCGGAAGAUUACAAAGGAUUAAUCAACUCAAUCCAGCAUAUCUGGGAUUACAAUAUCCCCUGCUAUUUCCUUAUGGCGAGGAUGGAUACAAGAAAGAUAUACCGCUAAACAAAAGACACCAUAACCGUGGUAAAGGACGACAGGAGUUUUUGGUUGAUGGGUACUCCAUGAUUGAGUCAUCAAGGCUAAACUACAUACGCAGUGACCAAGAGAAAUUAAGGUGUGAGAUGUACAAGGGAGUAAAGGAAGCAGUACUGAAUGGAGAAACAACGCCGUCAUCAUGUGGCAAGCGUAUAAUAUUGCCUUCGUCAUUCACAGGUGGACCAAGAUACAUGAUACAAAACUAUCAGGAUGCAAUGGCAAUAUGUAAGGUUGUUGGUUAUCCAGACCUCUUCAUAACCUUCACGUGCAAUCCGAAGUGGCCUGAGGUUGAAGACUUUUUGAACAAUAGAGAGCUGAAUCCACAAGAUCGACCCGACAUUGUUUGUAGGGUUUUCAAGGCAAAAUUAGAUACACUAAUUAAAGAUGUCCGAGCAAACAAAGUUUUUGGUAGAGUUGCUGCAGUGGUAUACACAAUCGAAUUCCAGAAACGUGGGUUACCACAUGCACACAUUCUACUAUUCUUACACAAGGAUGACAAAUUUCCCACUGCCGAAGAUAUUGAUAAGAUUAUAUCAGCUGAGAUACCCGAUAAAAAGAUAGACCCGGAAUACUUUGAUGCAGUCGAAAAGCACAUGAUGCACGGUUCAUGUGGAGUGGCAAGGAAAGAUUCACCAUGUAUGGAAAAUUCUAAAUGCAUUCGACACUUCCCUAAGAGGUUUGUUGAGAGUACUACUAUCGACGAUGAUGGGUACCCGGUAUACCGACGAAGAGAAGAUGGAAAGACUAUCAACAAAUCAGGAGUCGCUCUUGACAAUCGUUAUGUUGUACCACACAAUAGGUGUCUACUCAUGAGAUAUGGUGCCCAUAUUAAUGUUGAGUGGUGUAACCAGUCAAGAUCUAUUAAGUAUUUGUUCAAAUAUGUGAACAAAGGUCAUGACCGUGUAACGGCUUCAUUUUAUAAAAGUGCUGCAGACAAAGAGAACAUGGAUGACUAUGAUGAAGUCAAUAAUGAAAAGCUCGAUGAUGUGAUCCGAGAAGCAUCUGUCAAGGAGUCUAUGUUUCUCGGUUGGUUUCAAGCCAACAAGAUCUACUCAGAAGCAAGGUCGCUCACUUAUGCAGAAUUUUCUACACAUUUUGUGUGGAAGGCAAAGGAAAGGGUGUGGUUGCCUCGGAAGAGCCAUGCUGUAAUUGGAAGAAUCUUCUUUGUGCAUCCUGGAUCUGGUGAGAGAUAUUACCUAAGGCUACUACUCAAUUACGUUAGGGGACCAACUUGCUAUGAAGACAUUCGAACUAUAGACGGUGUUGUAUACUCAUCAUUCAAAGAUGCAUGUUAUGCACGUGGUCUUUUAGAUGAUGAUAAAAAAUAUGUUGAAGCAAUAGUGGAAGCAAGUUAUUGGGGCUCAGAGUUAAUCCUCACAGAAGACGAGAUCAAAGAUUUGACCCUAAUGGAGAUUGAGAAUAUACUUAACAAAUACAACAAGAGUCUGAAAGAUUUUCCACCAAUGCCAAUGCCAGAUACAAACCAAUGUAACAAUUUAUUGUAUCCCAAUGACAUGAAUAGGUUAAUUUGCGAUGAACUCAGAUACGAUCGGCAAAAACUAGCUGCAGAGCAUGUAACCUACUUAGGACUAUUAACUGAUGAACAAAAAGAAGUAUAUAACAAAGUCAUCACUGCAGUUCAAACCGGCAAAGGUGGAGUAUUUUUCCUUUAUGGGUACGGUGGGACAGGAAAAACAUUUGUUUGGAAGACACUAGCUUCUGCAUUGAGGUCUAGAUCACAUAUUGUUCUAACAGUUGCAUCUAGCGGGAUAGCAUCACUUUUGUUGCCUGGAGGCAGGACAGCUCACUCACGUUUCGCAAUACCGCUUAACAUAGAUGAAUUCUCAACAUGUAAUAUUAAGCAAGGGAGUGCACUAGCUGAGCUUUUGAUUAAGACAAAGUUGAUAAUUUGGGAUGAGGCACCUAUGGUAAAUAGAUUCUGUAUUGAAGCUCUUGAUAGGACCAUGCGUGACAUAUUAAGGUUCAAUAACAAAGAUAGCUUGGAGCAGCCAUUUGGAGGCAAGACAAUUGUUUUUGGGGGAGAUUUUCGCCAAAUACUUCCAUUCAUCCCGAAAGGGUCUAGGCAAGAAAUAGUCAAUGCCACUAUCAACUCAUCAUACUUGUGGGAUGACUGCAAGCUUUUGACACUUUCAAAGAACAUGCGCUUAAAAUCAAGUGAUUUAAAUUCAAGGUCAUUUGAGUCGAAAGAAUUUGCUGAUUGGAUACUCAGUAUUGGUGAUGGCAGCCAAGGGUCACGAUCGAAUACAGGUGAAAAGGUUGUCAUUCCUGAUGACAUAUUGGUUUCCGAUUGGGUAGACCCAAUUGAAGCAAUAUGUAGAGUAACUUAUCCUGAAAGCUUUUCAGGAAGAAAUAUUGACCAACAGAUUGAAGAUCGAGCUAUCCUUGCACCAACACUACAGUUAGUUGAUGAGAUCAACAACUACAUGAUGAGUUUAAAUCCGGCUGAAGCGCAAACAUAUUUUAGCUCUGAUAAGGCAUGUCCCACAGAGCCUAAUAACGAUUUAUUGGCUUCAAUACACACUCCUGAACUCCUAAACACAAUCAAGUGCUCAGGUGUCCCUAACCAUGAGUUAACACUAAAAGUUGGAACACCAAUUAUGCUGUUAAGAAACAUUGACCACUCCGCAGGAUUGUGCAAUGGAACACGAUUGGUUGUUACUAAACUUGGAAAACACAUAAUUGAAGCACGAACGUGUGCGGGCAAGAAUAAGGGGCAAAAAGUGUUUAUACCAAGGAUGACACUAAGUCCUUCUGACCAUCGAAUACCAUUCAAAUUCUAA